Molecule: messenger RNA, 40343 nt
Organism: Xyrichtys novacula (pearly razorfish)
Lineage: Eukaryota; Metazoa; Chordata; Actinopteri; Labriformes; Labridae
Source: the annotation of a GenBank genome assembly
GCGCAGAGAUUUGUCCUCCCCCCCCCCGUGAACAAAAUGUUCCCUCAGAGCGCGGCCUGUCGGAGAGAGCCCAGCCUCUAAGAGCUCUCCUCUGUGUUUGUGAAAAGAGGCGAGAUGCUGCAGCUUUCUGAGCUUUUCUUCCGAAAUCACAGAGCAGACAAACAGCGUGAGGGGCUGAGAGUCGUCCUGCGGAGAGAGCUCAGGUGGAGGGAUUUACCUGCUGCAGAGACAGAUUUGCUCACAGUGAGGUGUCUUUGUCUCUUUGUUUACAGAGGACAUCACCGAGGUGAUCGUGUAACUCCCUCUCUGAGCUCUCUGCAGGAUUGAAGGGAUCUCUGAGGUAGUUUUAUCAUCUUACAGAGUCAAUAAACUGGUUCUUAUGUCUGUUUUAACUCUGACUUUGUGGAUGUAGAAAAACACACAGCAACAGUUAUAAACCUGAGAGCGCACUUUGACUUCAUGGGGACGUACUCUAGCCUGACAUGAUCAGACACACAAACGUUUUCAGGUGUGGAAGACAAAUCCUGUUGGACUCUGUCGUUGUUUUAUUGUCUUAUUUUCAGAUUUAUUAUCUUACCUUUAGAUUACUUAAUCUCCUAACAUGCCAAACUCUCCUCUCAUUGACCAAGACUUGGUCUGACGUUGUGAAAUGAGGCGGCUGCAGGUGUGAGGCUAACCUGUCCCGGCCUUUUGAACAAACUGUUGGCCUGAUGAAGGUCUAAUACCACAACAUUGUGAAUAAAUUCUCCUUCUCUUUACAAGUUAGAUAGCGUACAUGUGUUUGUCUUUGAAAACUGUUUGGGUUUACCAUCUGGUUAUAACCGGAGCGAGGUGUCUUCAGAAUAAUGAGGCAUGUCUCAGAGAUGGGCUUAGGAUAGGGAGCUUGGAAACAGGUCAAAAGGAGGAAAAUGUUAACUGAAGAGUGGUUGGUGCUUAUGCUAGCUUUUGUUUAAAGGUGGGGAUCUGAGGAAGUGCCAGUUUUAGGAGAAAACCAGUUUUCCUCUCAGCUCCUCCUCUCCCCUCAAGCCCCGCCCACAAACAGACGCUCCUGCUCGCUCGUAUCGUUCCAGUUAAAUUCAGAUAUAAUGCAGAUAAAUCCUUCAGAUCAUUACAAAUGGGGCCCAGUCAAGGUGAAAGUCAAAAGCAUUGGUGCUACUGUAGAUGCCAACAGACUACCAGCAAACACAAUGUUUGCAGGACUUCUACAAUGAGGAUAAAGUGACAUAGUCCAGGACCCGAGGGAGGACAGUUUAGCGAUGGCGCUACAACACGCUACAGCAGGUCCGUUUGACAAGAAACACUUCUGUUACAGACACUUGUCUUACUUUGUUAAAGCGGUUUACCUGUCCAGCAGAAAGGUUACAGGGUCACUAAGAUCCCCAAGCGUCCCCCAUCGUUUAUGUUGACCCGGCUUUUUAGCUCUUGUCCGGUCUACCUCCGUUUUUAAGCGCCCGUUAUUCCUCCAGAGUCUCCGGUAUUUACUUUGUUUUCUUGUACAGAUGUGUCCUCUUUGCAGUUUUUAAAGUUGUCUGUCAUAUCAAUGAUCAAUCUCUUAGAGAAGUGGAAGAGAAAUAGAUUAUCUUUUUUUUUUUUACUUUUUAAAACUACCUGUUCAAAAAAGAUCCAAAACAUCCUCCCAUAAGGUGGAUUAGGAAAUAAUCAAACUCUGAAACAGAAAUCCAGACACCAGUUUUUAAUUCUUUAACUCUUCCGUGUAGAUGUAAAUGUUUGUGCACAUCCAUCCCAUCCUCUCCAUAUUCCUUUAAGACGGAGUGGAGAGUGAACAUUAUACAACUGCUGUCCUCCCCUCCACCCCCUCCUCUGCAGCUCGGAGCUGCUGACUGUGUUGGACUCCGGAGCGUCACCCCGACCUGACGCACUCUUGUACCAGAGCGCAGCUGUCACCAUUACUUCACGCUUAUUGGCCCGAGACCGAGAGGCAAAGGCAAACAACUGGAGAGAGAGAGAGAGAGAGAGAGAGAGAGAGAGAGAGAGUUGGACCUCUGCUCCAUCGAUCUGUGGAGGCGCUCACAGGAGUUUCUGCCGGACGUUGGUCACAAUUUCUGCGCUUUCGCUUUUUUAAGGAGGAAUGCCAAAAGUGGAUUCAGUCUUUGAAACAUGCUACUGGGAAAUUUGGUACGGUAAGACUGUGGCGGUUCUGAUGUUUGAGUCUUUUGGGGUUUUUACUCUCAUUUUGAAACCCACCUCCCCCUCUUACUCCCCCAUAUCGCGCUCGUGCUGUAUCGACCUGCGGGUGAAGGGUGAGAGAGAGAGAGAGAGAGAGAGAGAGGUGCACUUUGCACAGUGAAGCCUUUAAGUUUGGGAGCUUUACCUUAAGAGAGAGAAUUACAUAACUGAGCAUUACGGAGCAGAGAUGUUGGUUAUUUUUGUUCGGACAGACUCUGAAAAUGUAUGAUGAUGAUGAUGAUGAUGAUGGUGAGGGCAGUGAGGAGGAGGAAGAGGAGGAUGAUGGGAGAGCUCAAUGUCAACAGUGACACACAGGUUUGCUAACACAGGUUAGCUAAGCUGUAGGUCAGUGGUUAUAUACGGACUGUCCUCUUCUCUGUACGUCAGGAUUUGAUGUCAACACCAUUGUUAUCGUUAUUAUCGUUAAUAAUAUCGCGGUAAUUAUCGUUAUUAACAUCGCGGUAAUUAUCGAGGCUUAUUAAUAUGCCCAAUGAUUAAACCCCGGGAUAACAUGUGUUUAGUGUUUGUUUGACUGUCCCUCUAAACAAAGCUUUAUAGAAAUUCACAGUGUAAUGCAGGACAUGUUUAGUCCGACAGUCUCAACAGCAAAAGUAAAAAGCAUAUGAACUCAAUAUUAAAUAAUCCCUUUAAACACGGUCAUUCACAACACAAAUAAUGAGAUGAUAAACAUAAUUGAAAAGGACUGAAAACAGGUCAUCACUACAUAACUUAAAAAUGCAGAUGUGCUGUGUCAUAGCAGGUAAGGACAGAGAAUUAAGAACUUUGGUGCUACAGUAUUCUCAUGUUGAUAAAUAUGACUAUUUUUAAGAGCUUGCAUGAGGACGUUUGUUCAAUCCUGUGUUUUUUAAAGCUAACCAGUUAGCCGCAGUAAACGUUGAUUAGUGGAAGUGCUGUUUUGAUUUUUAGCUGUGUGAAUGUUCAGUAUGUGGUAAAAAACACAACAGAUAAGUAGGCCACUAGAUCUAACUCUUAAUUACUGCCACAACAGACAUACAUGUGUGUGCAUGAGAGCGGUAUUGACGAAUGUGUUUCCUGGUACACUGAGACAUGUCCCAGAGGCUGAUGGCCCAAUUCAAGAUGAUGUCCCACAAUGCUGUAUUGAAGUGAAGAUAGGGCUUGUUUUUAGCUGAAUAUACUUCCAUCUGUCAUGACUCCGUUUGUUGAAUUUCAUGUUUGAUAGGGCAGCCUUAAAGAAAGAGGAGAUACAGGUAAAGAGAAGGGGGUUUGACAUAAACCAAAUCAUCCUUGGACUGGAAUUGGUCCAACAACCAGUGACCUAACAAAACUGGUGCACUGUCAAACUGCAUUAUUCGUCAACCCCGUGUGUUGUCUGUGCUUAUUUACAUCCAGGUCGUUGGAGGUUGCAGUAUCACUUCUAGUAUAUCGAGAAGUAUUGAUCCGAUUUUUGUAGUUCAGUAACAAAAGAUGAUUUUUCCAGUUGACCAAUUCUUCUCAAACAUUUCUAAAGCAACCAAUCAGAUAUUGGAUAUUGGAUACUGAUCAGUUUGGAUAUGAGUCUUAUUAUUAUUUAAAUGGAAGCUCACCCUGUUCUCUGACACUUCAGAGCCACCAUACAAAAAAGAGGCAGGUAGUUCCCUGAUAUUGACGUUUUUUGGGGGGAUGACUCACUGUUAUGGUUGGUAGUGGACAUGCUGAGACAGAGGCAUUGCUUUUCUUUCUAACCGGAGGCAGAGGCUCACACAUGAAUGAGCAACAGGUGCCUGUUACCCUGAGUAUUUACAAACAGAUGUGCUGAUUCAGGUACCAUUGUUUCAUCCUGUCACUCUGGAAAAUCCUGCCUUUUCAGUCCCAUCAGAACCUCAUCGAACCAUCUGAUCAACUGAAGUCCUGAAUAUCAGUUUGGUAUCUGUUUGACAGCAGGUUUGUCUGUAACAUGACAUGACAUAAAAAGAUUAUAUUUAAGAUAAAAAAGUGUUUUCAACAACCAUACUUUGAUAAAUCCAGAUUUUCCCGACAGUUUUGAGUAUUCAGAUCAAAUCUAAUGGCUGAUUAAUUUGUCACUGGAUCCUGGAAGUUCUUGGAGAACCCCUGAGGGUCUUUAAGAGGUUUGAAAUUUAGCUGGAGUUCAGUCAUUACAACUGUCCAGCUUUAACUCCUACCUGAGGUGUGAGUACAUGAGUAUAUCUUUGUCUUUGCCCGUUAAGAGUUGAUAUUUUAUCUUAAAGCUCUGUUGGCUUUCUCUCUUCUCGGACGGUUUCAUCUGCUUCCACUAAAGUCGCUGAUGUCCCAGAAUGACUUUGGGCAUCUUUUGAACAGAGGAGCUUUGAAUAUUGAAAUGAUUAGUCGACUAAUGGGCCAGCGGUUCCACAGAAACUUUGUUGUGAACAUAUCUGUCAGAGGAUCGCUUGUAAAGUCGUUCACAGCCUCGCCUACGUGCGCCCUCUUCCCGGUUUAUGUCGUCAAACUCUUUUUACAGAUUCUCAAGAAGAGGUCCAACAUAUGGGCAGGGUGCGGAUUCAUCUGGUUUUUGUUUGUAUUAGUAUCAGUGGAUCAAACAUAAGUGGGUUUUGGGGAGCAAUAUAAAAUCCGUGGCAGGGGGUGACAUAUCCGCUCACCGCAAUGUCCCCAAGAGCCGAGCAGCAUUUCCCAAUUUCCAGAGAAAUUCUCUGCAGUAAACAAAAAGUUGUUUUCUUCUCCUCUCUGGGAAAAAAAAGCUGACAGAGCUGACAUUUUCAGUUUCAGCUGAUCGUGAAGUCCUGAGAUAUCAGCAGGUAAAAUCAGGUUAGCUGCUCUCUAACUUACUAUUUACAACGAAACUGAGACUCAGUGGAAAGCCAGUACAUUCACAGACCUGGUUAUGAGCCUGAUCCUGGUUUUGAUCCUGGUUUGGGGAUACGGUUUUAACAUAUCCUGGAUCUCCACAUCCUCACAAAUACUUGGAUCCAAGUUUCAUCUUACCUACAAGUGUCUGACACCUGUUUUUGAGACUCCCAUACCAAGAAGACUCGAUGAUCGACCGUGUUUGUCGUCAGCUCAUCUGUUGAGGGGCUGAUUCAUAUUUUUGGUUGCAGAGUCUCACUUAAGGAAUAACAAUCCUCGUGUUAGCUAGCUUAGAUAUUAGGUUGCAUUUGACUCGUUUUAGCUCCCAGCUCUUUCCGACAUGACCGGACUUGCUCCGACCUUUGUGUUGGAGAAACAGCGUCCUGUCGCCUGUUAACUAUAAACAUGAAAAGGUCAGAAUUUUGGAGGUUAGCCGUAGACUCUGUGAUUCCUCUGCUGCUGUGUUUGACUGAUUUUGACUCUCCUUUGUUUCUUAUCUGUGGACUGACACAGGUUUAAAUGAAAGUCGUCACUUUAAAACAUCCCUGCUGGAACAAACAUGGUUGUUUUUUUAAAUCAACGAUUGUACUCUAAUGAAACAUGCAUAUAAAUAAGAUAAUUAAUGAUAUAUUUCCCACCAACAGCCCCCCUCUCUCGAACACAUGCCCCCUUUAAACCCGAUCUUAAAGGCUCUGAUCCAGACCUGCUGAAGCAGCAGAGAAGAUUAUCAUGAACCGACUCCUCUGCUGCGUUUUUAGAGCCGAACUCUUUAUCUGAAGUUUGUCAGUGUCUGAGCUAAACUAGGAAUAUCAUCACACAGCACUCAGCUUUUCUGGAGUCUCCGCUCCUGACCUUUGACCCCUUUGGUGAGAAGGGAACAUGAAUGUGUCUGUGACAGAAACAAAGUCUGAGAGGUAAAAAAGGAAACUUCCCGUCUGUAGGUAUCCUGGUAAAGUGUCUCUGAGCUGCUCUGUUUCUCUGUCGUCCUCAUUUACGUCGAGUGUAAUCGAAGGUUUUGUUUUUCCUCUGCAGGUAGUGGUCGGACUCUGUCUGUGGGGUACUGGGGUCAGCAGGGCUUAUGUUUUUCAAGCCAGUGGGCCGUCGGAGGGAGGAGACAGCCCCCCGUCUAAAGUGAAAGGUGAGAGCAGACUCUCUAACUGUGAAGUCGGGUUACAGUUAGAGGGAUGUGACUAAACGGCUGUCCCUGUCUCAGUCCACACACAUGUGCAGCCUCUCAGUUGACCCUCUUUGUCUCAAACCAAAACAAUCAACAAACACGUUAGAAAGAGACGCAUGUCCAACAGCUCUGUCUUUUUACACAUCCCUCCUCAGGUUUCAUUUACUUCUGGACCUGCUGUUUGAUUUCCAGGUCAGAGCCCGACAUGUAAAAGCAGAACUUUUAGUCCAGUUAGAGUCUGACUGAGGAGUCUCACAAUCGAUGUUCGAGUACACUGUGGAAAAAGAAAUCAUAGAGAGUAUAAAAAUCCUGUUAUAACCUCAGAGAGAUUUCUCCUGGUUUUCAGAUCCUGUAUUUUAAUGGUGCAAAGACCAGGUCUCAUCUAUGAUCAGAGUUAUUGCUUUAUUUCAUGUUCUCCUUUGAAACUUUGAAACCCGACAGGUCUCAGACUGCUUUUCCACCUCUGCACCUCUUCUCAACAUUUCGGACAGCUUCCCUUUACCUAACUCAGAUCAGAGCGUCUUGUUGGAUCUUUAAACCCACAGUUUUCACCUCUUCUAUCGGACUGCGUGUCUCUCUAAGGAUGCUCAUAUAUCUUUAAUUCAAUGACAUAUCAGUGUGUUUCUUAUUCAGUUCAGCCUGCUUUUGACUUCAACUGUAUUUCUUCUGUAUUGUGUCCGACCGAGUCGCUCUCUCUCCUCCCUCCAGACUUCUCAGAGUGGAUCAGCUCAGCCGGCUCCUGUAAGGGGAGGUGUUUUGAGCUGGAGGAGGCUGAACCUCCAGGAUGCAGGUGUGACAAUCUGUGUAAAACCUACUACAGCUGCUGCUCCGACUUCGACAAGCUCUGCCUGAAAACAGGUCAGUCUGACGCCGCCCGGUUUUUCCAUGUAAACACAUCAUGAAGUGUCGAGAACCAUUUUUAUCAUUCAAACAUGAAUAUGAAUCAUUUUUAAACAGCUGGUGUGUAAUUCAUUUCAAAAUAAAAGCAUUGUUUACAAAAUGAAGCAAUCAAGACUAAAACUUUGAAAUAAAAGAAACUCGUUUUCAGGGGUAAGUUUUACUCUGAAGGUUAAAAUCGUCUUCAUUUCAUCCAGUUUUUACAGCCGAGUUUCACUUCAGAGCAGACUGAGUGUCUUCGUCAGAGUUUUUUGGAUGACAGGGCUGGUGACGCAGAUAAAACUUUACUUAUCCUGACCGGAAAUUAUUUUAUAUUAGAUUUAAAAACAUUUCAUUAAGAAUUUAUUGUGCUAAAAUCUGAAAUUGUCACGACACUUUUCAAAAAAGUAAAAAAAAGAUCGUCUUAAAAAGCUCCAGAUUUUCCUUCAGAAGUUUGGUCUUUGUGCUCAGAGUUUGGACACAUCCUCGGAUCACUUCGUGAAGCUGUAGGUUUCUGUUGUGGUUUUGAUUUACCGCAACAUUCGCCACAGUGUUCACAGCAGUACUGUAAUAGUUCCAGGCGUACAAAACAUGAUAAGUGCUCUCUGCUGACGGACAAAAGGAGCAGCUGCCAGAAAGUUGCAAAUACUAAUUUUCAUCUGAUGCUGGUUUAAAGCUUGGCUGAGUGCAAGUCAAACUUCAUCUUGAAAACAUUAAGUGCACAAGGCUGGGAUGUUUUCCAAAGCCAAACAAUCUUGUGAUUGUAGCUCUGGAGUCGAACCAUGAGCCACUUCAGUGUGCUUUUAACGAGCUCUGCUUUCCCUCUAAUCGGCUGAUUUCGAACAGACCGUAGGGGCCUGAGAUGUAAUUAGUCACAGCUCAGUGUGUUCAUUCACGCUGUUUUUAUAAGGUUGUCAGCCUCAUUGUGAGGCCUUUAAAGGCUCUUGUAAUUAAAUAACAUAUUAUGAACUCUCCUCCUUCCUGUGUCUCAGCGGGGGGGUUUGAGUGCAUGCCGGAUCGCUGUGGGGAGGAGAGGAACGAUGAUCACGCCUGUCACUGCUCAGAGGACUGUCUGGAGAAAGGCGACUGCUGCUCUAAUUACAAGUCCCUCUGCAAAGGUACUCGCCGUGAUCCGGCGUGAUACUCCGAGUGUGUGAGAGAGUGAAUGUGCACAUGGUAGAAGGUAAUGACUCUGUGCUUGUGUUUCCAUGUGAGGUGAGACUUCGUGGGUGCAGGGAGACUGCGAGGAGAUCAAGAGUGCCGAAUGUCCUGCAGGGUGAGGCUGACGUCAAACUUAGGAACCAUUAAACGCGGGGAGAGCGUGCGCCGAUAAAAACAGGCGGAGAUUAUCGCGUUAUGAAGGCUCACUGUUAAAAAUGUGCAGUCUCAUCGGCACCGACCUCUGCAAGAGAGCAGAUCAUAAAAAUUUUCCAUUACAGAUAUUUUCCAAAGAAAGCCCUUAUCGAUCAAUCACAAUCAUCCGUUUUCGCCUCCCUGUUCUGCGCAGAUUCAUCCGCCCUCCCCUCAUCAUGCUGUCUGUGGACGGGUUCAGAGCCUCCUACCUGAAGAAGGGCAGAUCUGUCAUCCCAAACAUACACAAGCUCAGUACGUCCUGGAAAUGAUCAACUUCACUUUGUUUAUUUUGAACCUUCAGGUUUCUGACUCGUAAAAAAACAAUCUGAGGUGUUUUUGUCUUCGUCUCUUUUCAGGAACGUGUGGUACGUCGUCACCGUACAUGCGACCAGUCUAUCCGUCAAAGACCUUCCCAAACUUGUACACCCUCGCCACGGUAAGUGACCCAGCUCUGACCGAACGGUUCAUAUCUGCAGCAGAGAGGACAGGAAAGCAGGACAGCUAACAUGUACAGUCAUGUAUGUAGGUUAGGUCAAUACACGUGUUUGCCAACAGCCAUGUUCAGCCUGCUCAUGUUGUGAUGCUGCUGCAGGCUAUCAUAGUUUAACUGCUCUGUUGGUUUACUCUGCAGGGUCUGUACCCAGAGUCCCACGGGAUUGUGGGUAAUACCAUGCAUGACCCUGUGUUUAAUGCCACCUUCAGCCUGCGUACCAGAGAGAAACUGGAGCACAGAUGGUGGGGUGGACAGCCUGUGAGUAAACUCUGAAUACCUGCUUAUUAGACUGAAGACUUUCAAAGGUCCGGAUCAUAAAAGGACCAAAACACUCGGGUCUGAAAUAUGAUCGGCUGAGGUAGAAAAAGACAUGAGACAGCGCAACACAACAGACCUUCACUAUAGCUCAUUAUUGUACUAUAAACCAAUAGAAAAGCAGUGUGGGAAACAGGACAAAACUUCAUGUAAUUAGAAAUUAAAAACUAAAUUCUCAUUAGCUGUUACCACGGUAACAGAUAUUCUUCUUUAGCUCCAAACAAGACAAGAAAACAGAACAUUCAUGAUCACCAAAAAACAAAAGGAUAUGAUAUGAAACAUGAAACAUGAUAUGAUACAUAAUAGAAUAUGCUACAUGAUGUAUGAUAUGAUAUAAUAUAAUAUAUAAAACCAUAUUUGAUACAGUAUGAUAUGAUACAUGAUGUGAUUUGAUAUAUGAUGUGAUAUAAUACAUGUUAAGAUAUCGGAAGAUGUGAAAUGGUAUAAUAUAAUACAUAAUAUGAUAUGAUUUAUGAUACAUGAUAUCAAAUCAUACAAUAUAAUUAAUAUUUGAUAUAAUAUAUACUGAUACCUGAUAUGAUAUGGGAAAGUAUGAUAUAAUAAAGCAUAUGUGAUAUAAUAAAAUAGGAUAUGUUCUGGUGGAAUACAACAUGAUAAAAUAAAAAUUAACACGAUGUAAGAAGUGACAGUUUGGUAUGAAAACUCAUAGAUCAGGAUGGGAUUCCCUCUAAGUUGAUAAAAUCAGAUACUGCAUGAAAAACUAUAACAGUGACUGUUUUGAUGAUAAUAAUAAUAAUGACGAUGAUAAUAAAAUAAAACGACCUUCAGCCUGUCCAUGAGGUGAUCUUAGCUUUAGAGACACAACUGAUCCUGAUCAUUUUGUGACACAUGACGAACAUGUUUGAGUUUGUGUUCAAAUUUAACCUCUCAGUGGAAAAGUGACAUUAUUAGCUAAAUACAGCUUGUUUGUGCUUUCUGUUGAGUAUAUUAAAGGGAACCUUUGUCUUAAUUUCCUGUAUUAUGUGUUUUAUUUUUUUAUAAACGGUUAAUUUUUUUAUUUGACAGAUCUGGAUCACAGCGAAGGAACAAGGAGUGAAGGCGGGCACGUUCUUCUGGCCUUGGUACUUAAGUUAGUACUGGAAUAUUUUUCAAUAGCUACAGACCUCCAAUGAACCGAAGGCCUCAGGUGGUCACAGCAGCAAAACGUUUCCAUCAAAUCAUUGCGUUUAAAGUAUUGAGUGUUGUUUAAUAAUCCUGUCGCUGUGGUAAAAUGUCAUUUUUAUUUUAAACAUAUACGUUCAAUGUCGACUAAACAGAUAAAUUUACACUCUAGAUUAGCAAAGCCACCUGUUUGGUACACGAACAGGAAGCCGUGUUUGACUCGACCUCAUUCUGAGAAUCACAGAGAUAUUUGAACAGCAGCCAAAACCUGAGGCCAUGUUUACAUUGAUAAGGACAAAUCUGAGACCCCGGAGUGGCAGGACAGGAUCCACCAAAGUAUUUUUAGUCUGCCAAAAAAAAUAAACAGCAGUUCCCCUUUAAUCCUUUAAUUUUUGUCUCACCAACGUUAAAGUCAAACUGACAGAAUAAACGCUCAGAGUUAUGAAUCAGUGUUUUCUGUCCUUCAUUGAGGCGCAGACGGAUCAGUUUCACCAACAUUUUGGGUGUCCAUGACAAACGCGGUCACGAGGACUCGUCACAUCCUCAGACAGACUGACAAAGGCCUCUAACACACACAUAAAACCGCACACAGACCAAGAACAACAAUACCCCAUUUAAUCAGGAACAACAUGACUCACUGACCCCAGUCACAAGGCGGCCAUCUUUUUUUGAAGUAACGCUUUACCUCUAGAUCAAUUAUCAGCUCUGCUAUAAAGGAUCUGUUAUAUCAGUGUGUGUGUGUGUGUGUGUGUGUGUGUGUGUGUACGGUGCUGUGAGGUUCAUAACUCCUCUAACUCUUUGACCAUCCCUCCCCUCGUCGUUUCCUCCGUUUGUCUGCAGGGUGAUUCCGCUGGAGAGGAGGAUUUUGACCAUCCUGCGCUGGCUGCAUCUUCCUGAGGAUGAGAGGUUUGUUUGACAGAUUAUCUUCCAAAGUUCAUGUUUUAGUUUGACUUUGUAUCUGGACUCGAUUCACUGACAUGUAAACGAUCCUCCUAAUGACUUUUCCUCCCUCAUCGAUCAGGGUUCUGGUUCUUAUUUGCGGCCUCCUCCUCUUCUUCACUGUUUUCUCUUAGAUUACUUCCAUGUGUGAGAGUUUGUCGGUACCGCCAACUCUUUAUUAAGAUUUCAGUCUUUCUUCACUUCAGUUUUUGGAGCUUGAGCAUAAUCCUUUUGUAUUUAGACCCUCACCUUUAGGAGCUCGAUUUUCCCAUCAUGUGAAACUUCUUGCAGCUGGUGCAGAAGCGGCCUUGCUACUACAGGGUUUCCCACGCGUAGACCACACCUGAGCGGACCCUCCUCAGCACAUUUACACAUUCACUGCCCUCAUCCGAAGAAAACUCAAUCUGCGAUCAAUUAAACGAACCACCUCCCAGACUUCUUCAUGUUCAGGUCCAGAUGAUGUAGUCUGGUUCUUCUCUGAGGCGACAGGUCUGGUGUGGUCCUCCCUGUCAGAGAAGUUUGGGUUAUGUGAGACUCUUAAAAACUAGCUGACGCUCUCGAGGCCACGUUUGGAGGAUGUGUGGGUCAGUGAAGGGGUCACGAGCUGUUCAAGUGUAGUCAGGAGACGUUAGUGUUUCUCUGUUCAGUGUGAGUUGAGGUGACAGAAACAACAGGCUCCGUUUUAUCUUGUUUGCUCAUCACGCAAAAUCCAGGUUAAAUAAUCCGGCUCUGUGUCGUUUCUCUGCAGGCCGUAUGUUUACGCCGUCCACUCAGAGCAGCCCGAUACCUUUGGACAUCGACUGGGGCCGCUCAGCAGCGAGGUGGGCGUGGCUUUUCUGUUGUCGGAGGAGGGUUUGUAACAUCUGGAAAAAAAAACACAACUCCUCAUUUUCUGCGUUUUUUCCAGUUGGAUAAUCCUCUGAGGGAGAUCGAUAACAUCAUCGGUCAGCUGAUGAACGGACUGAAACAGAUGAACCUGCAUCGCUGCAUCAAUGUCAUCAUUGUAGGAGAUCACGGUAAGACCUGAACUAGACUUGUCUGUAUCACCUGUAGUUCUUCAUCGCCGCAUUUUAGCUCCACCCACCCUCCUUUGUCCACAAAUCGGCCAAUAGACUUCCAUUAAAAACAGUUUUUUUUUGAGCGUGUGUUUACGUCACCAUAACAACAUAUUACAACCUUUUUUCUGCAGUCAGUCGAUCAGCAGGGCUCUAAAUUUGACUUUCCCACAGUGAGACAACAGACUGAGACGCACAUCAUUUUAACCCCUUCAGAGCCGCUGAGCACGCAAGUCUUCAUUCAUGGACUGAGAGAGUUUGAAGAUUCAUCCACUAAACAUCCUCAGAAAUGAAGGAAACUUUACAUGACACUAGAUAUGGAUGUCGAAGAGUGGGAUAUGUGUGGAAGGAGAAGUCUGUGUGCUCCUGCGUGUGUGCAUGGGUGAGAAUCUGCGUCCAUGUUUAGAACCGGGCAUGACGUGAGUUUUUACAGUCGAUAAUAUCAGUGUAAUCACGGUCAUAUUUGGUUAGAGGAGGAUAAACACUUUUAAAUGAUUCCUAUCUUACAUCUAUCUUCUGAUUUUAUAUGUUUAUGUAUAAAAUUAAUUUAUUAUGAACAAAUGAAUUUGAUCGUAUUUGAUUUGGUCGAGGACGAGGCUCGAGAAAAGGAGGUGAAAAUGUCGUGUUUUUCUGCUCCAAUAAAACAAAAACUGGCAUAAAAAGGGAAAUACAUAAAAAUUUCUAUUCAUCACUUUUUUAAUGGUCAGGGCUGAAGUUGUUUAAGAGAUUUGAGUUGAGAAAAAUAAAAAUAAAUGUUUAAAAAUGAUGAUUUUAUGAACACUUAUCUGCGUGUCUGUUUUGGGGACAAAGUCGGCUGGAUGGAGCAAACAAAGAGAAUUUAAAUUCACCAAAAUUGGUUUAACUUCUAAACAUUGACACGGUCCAGACUCUUUUUAUUCAAAAAAAUGUUCAUUUUAUAUGAGAAAUAUGAUGAUUUUGUGUUUUUUACCAUUAAAAAUAGUGUCAUGUUGCACAAAAACUGGCAUAAAAAGGGUAAAAACAUCCAAUUUCUCAUAUAUACUUUUUUUAAUGAUCAGGGCUGAAUUUUUUUAAGAGAUAAGAGUCAAAAAAAGUUUAAAAAAAAAUAUUUUUUAUGAACACUUAUCUGCAUCUGCGAAAUAGGCGGGAUGAAGAUUAAAAUGAACAGAAACCCGAGGGUUAAGAGUCUCCAUUUCUAAAUGUUUGAAGUUCCUCUGAGGAGAUCUUUACUGUUUAUGAAACUGAGUCAAAUCGACCUGCAAAAGCAAGCAAGACCACCGCCAACUAGUUUGGAGCUUCGUAUGAUUAUUGUUGACGUCUGAGUCUGAUGCUGCCAAGUUCCUGUUACACAAGAUUCACAGAGAGCUGCAGAAACAGAUGUUCGUACAUCUACAAAGCAGAGAAGUUCAGUGAGUCGAUGUGUGUGACUGUUUUUUAUUAAAGACAGCACUACUGAAUGUCAAAGACCAGAACAGAUGUACUCAUGUGUCCACAAGGGGGCGCCAAAUUCUCACCAGAGGCCAAACAGUGAAGACUAAAAGGAUUCUCAGGUGUCUGCUCUGUCUCUCAGGUAUGGAGGAGGCUCACUGUGAUUGGACGGAGUUCCUCAGCAACUAUCCGCUCAACAUCGACGAGAUCACUCUGGUCCCGGGCUCGAUUGGAAGAAUACGACCCCGAGACCCCAAAUCCACCACAUGUAAGACGAGAGUUUUUCUUUGUGUGUAGGAGUCGUGUUCAGGAGUAAAAACCGGCUUCAUUUUCAACGUGUUUUUCUUUGCAGACGACCCCAAAGUCGUGGUUGCAAACCUCACUGUGAGUAAUAAACACCCAGAACCAGAACUACAACAUGCAGUUUUGUAUGUAGAGGUCGUUCAACUCUGUGUUCGCUGUUACAGUGUAAAAUGCCGACUCAGCACUUCAAGCCGUACCUGAAGCAACAUUUACCCAAGAGGCUUCACUACGCCAACAACCGCAGGAUCGAAGACGUCCACCUGCUGAUGGAGAGGAAGUGGCACGUGGCCAGGUAAACUGAGCGCCACUCCACCUUAUUCCAUAAUUACAGUCAUCGAUAAUAACUGAAAUUAAGAAAGUUAGCAGUUAAAAUGAUGUCAGCGUAAACAAGGACGGCCGAGAAGGAAACCAUCUUUAACUCGUGAUGACUUAUUAUUGAAAAGUCUCAAAUUCACUUCAAACCUUUAUUUUUAAGGGCCUGUGUCCACUGACAGCGUUUUUUACUUUUCUCCGGCUCCGUUCAUCUAAAGGUCCUUACACACUGGGACCGUUUUUGUCAGACGCCAAUAUUCUUUUUCGAACCCGUAUCCUGUCAAUACAAGCGUUCACAUCAGCGACGUUUAUGUGUCGGAGAACAGAGUGAUUUUUAAUAAAAGACACAAACAUUACAAAGAUAACGACCUGAAGGACGACUUGUGGAGAAUCAUAGCGUCGGAUUUCUGAUAUGAUGAUGGUUUGUGUGAUUUAACAGUUUGAUAAAUCUCUCACUAAAUAGGUUCAUUAUAAAAAAGUGUUAUCUCACCUCAGACACGCGGCUCGUCGCUGCUCGGGGUCAAUCAGCUCCCUGUUUUUGGUUUUAUAAAUGCACUGUCGUGUUUUCAUUUUCAGAAAAAUGCCAGAAAAAAUGAGGUCUCGAUGUGGUUUCGCUGGUGACCAUGGCUUUGACAACAAGAUAACCAGCAUGAGGGUAAAUUUUUUCAACUUUACAAAGUAAUCUGAAUAAAAAAAACUUCACUAAGAUUCACAGAGACAGCAUGUUACCGUAGAAUCUUCACUUUUAUCUCAUAUCUUUUAGGUUAUCUGUCUUUUUUGGUUGUUUUACUUGGUUCUGUGGGUUUAAUGUGGACGUUCUUCUCCUUUUUUUGUGUAGACCAUAUUCAUGGGUCACGGACCGAGCUUCAAGUUCCAGAAAAAAGUGCCUGAGUUUGACAAUAUUGAAUUAUACAACGUCAUGUGUGGUAAGAAAACGAUUUUUGUCCCUAAAGGAUGAAGAUGAGGAUUGUAUUCACUCAGUAUGAAGCGAUAUCUUCAAUUUCUCACAAACAAACGUCCACCGUUUGGACGUCUGUGAUCUUGAGGUCAUUAAUCUGCUUUAUUCAGAGAUUGCACAUCUUCGUAAUCAUUAAACUUGUGCCAAAAAAAGCUGAAAAGAAACUCUCAAAUCUCCAAAUCACCUGCAAAAGGACAGUUAGCGGAGAUGCUGAAGGUUCGUCUCCACACCUGAAAAUACUGGACUGAUUUGAUUGGGAGACCCCUGGUGGUUGAUUUUGGUCUUUGCAGUCAUCCAAGUCCACCUCAGAUGGUCUUAUCUUUGUUUUCCUCUCGGCUCCAGACUUGCUGGGAUUGAAACCGGCUCCCAACAACGGGACGUACGGCAGCUUGAAUGAUAUGCUGAAAGAUCCGCCGUUCCAUCCCACCAUGCCAGAGGAAGUGACAGCUCCAUCGCCAGCGUCCGAUCCCGACGCCACCGUGACUCACGACCUGGGCUGCAGCUGUGACGAUGAGGUUUAGCAGGAUUCACUGUGUUCAUAUACCCCUAAAGUUCAGAUUUAACAAGAUCUAGAAAACCUUGAGUAAAAGUUUCUUGUUUCUUUUUCAUCAGUGAAGUGAAAGCCAUGCAGUCGGCAGCGGAAAAACACAGAAAUAACUUUUUAAACCUUUUUUUUUUUUCAUUGCAGAACAAAGUGGAGGAGAUCAUGGAAGCCUUCACUCCUGUACCGGAUGGCAUCUACAGUUACAGUAGGUUUUAGUGCUGUUUGGCACUGAAUCACAGAUUAUUUUCACUACAACACAAGAGUUUUAUACUUUGAGUUUUAUCCUGCUAACAGUCUCAGUACCACUCUUUAACUUCAUCAAGUAUUUGUUUAGAAAUCAGGAACUGUCUGGUAUAAAGAUUUAGAUGAAAACUCAGAACUGUUGAGGACAAAAUGUUUAUGUUAGGACUGUUUCACGGCUGUUUUUUGUUAGUGUGUUGUUCUCUCUCUGGUUUUUGAGUGAUUUUAACUAAACUGUGUGUGUGUGUGUGUGUGUGUGUGUGUGUGUGUGUGUGUGUGUGUGUGUGUGUGUGUGUGUGUGUGUGUUUGUGUCGUGUCGAGCAGACAGCACCCAUCUCCCGUUCGGUCGACCAGCGGUGAUGUUUGACACUCAGUACAGUUUGCUUCAUCAUGUGGAGUUUAUCAGCGGGUACAGCAAAGAGCUGGCAAUGCCUCUAUGGACGUCGUACACGAUACCGCGACAGGUAAACAUACACGUUCCUGUGUAUGUGGCAAACAGAGGACUAUUACUCCAUACCAACCAAGUGAGGACGUCGACUUCUGGGCACUUUGAGACAAACAAAUGAGAAAAAAUAAAAACUUUAGAUGUUUAUAAUACAGUAUGUGUACUUAACACACAGUGUCAGGACUGGUAAACACACACAUUCCUGUCUAUAUGAUAAACAGAGGACUUAUAAGCGUAACGAAUCAAGUGAGGACGUUUACUUCUGGUCAUUUUGAGACAAACAAAAUAGAAAAAAUAAAAACUUCAGAUGUUUAUAAUACAGUAUGUGUACUUAUCACACAGCAUCAGGACUGGUAAACACACACAAUCUUGUCUAUAUGAUCAACAGAGGACUGAUAUUCUAUACCAAGGAAAUAAGGACCUCUACUGUUGUCCUUUUCAGAAUAACUCGACAAAAUAAACUGAAGAUCUUUACAAUGCAUUAAUUGAAUACACAAUAUAAUAACACACUCACACUUGUCUAUAUGGCCAAUGGAGGACUUGUACUUCAUCCCAACAAAGUGGGGACCUCAACUUCUGGUUCAUCUGAAAAUGAGACAAUAGCAGAAAACUUCUGGAGAUGUUUAAAAUACAGCCUAUGAUAAUGUCAUACACCUAAAACAAUGUCAGGUAAGCACAUACAUUAUUUAUAUGACAAACAAAGGACCUUUACUUCAUACCAACCGAGUGAGAACAUUUUACACAUUGUAAGAGGUUUAUUCUGUGGUACAUGGUGCAAAGUGAAUCAGGGUGUGUCGGACCACUUUCUUGCAGUGAAGCAGUACUAAAUGAAGCUGCAAAGUGAGACGUAGAGGUCAAAUACGUUGAAUUAGCAGGGCUAAAAAACACACACAGGCCACUGUUUGAGUUAAAUUAAUGUUUGAAUUGAUGUUAAAUCCACAGUUUGCUUCAUAUCAGAGAGGAGUAGGCUUUUAAUCCUGAUUUAUCAUAUAUAUGCUGCUGGAUCACAUUUAUCUCUGUUAAUAUUUGUGGUCUCGAUGGUCGGUGACAUUUCAUGUUAGCAGCUGCGAGGACUGAAAAAUACAUUUUAGCUGCAUGUGAGCGCGUCGUGUCGUAUUUCUGCGUAUAUUUGGAGUUAAACUGAAGAUAAGCUGGUAUUUGAGGAGACAGUGAUGAGAGUGUUGAAGGCUAACACCUGCAUGAGAUCACUCAUUAGUCACACACGUUUGACAUAAAAAUGACAACUGCGUUAAGUGGAAAAUAACUGACACUUGCGCCACACGCCAAAACGCUUCCAUACGGUUGAGUCUGUCUGAACCUCCUCCAGCGGCACGCUCUCGGUCCUCUUUGUGGUUUAGACCGGGUGCCAGGUUGUAAAAGUCUGACGCAGGAUGUUUUCACGGACGCACAGUCACAUGCUGUUGUUGAUUAGAGCGAGCGACAGGGUGUUUGUGUGGACCGAGCCGCGCAACAUAAACACAAACACGUCAAACACACCAACUCUGUGACUUAAAGGCUGAACACGCGUGUUUGUUAGCGUGUUUACAGGAACAUGCUGACAGUUUACAAGGUGCAGCUGCUCACAAGUUCGACUUAGACUCUCUGUUUCUGCAACAGUAGCACACAUGCACCGAGGGGUCCCACACAGAUGCAUAAAAAUGUUUUUGCCCGUCCAGACUGUAAAAAAAGUGAAAUACAUGAGCUGUGUUUGUGCGUUUGUCUUCCAGGAGGACUCCACUCCUGUCCCAGAUAUCUCUCCCAGCGGUCAGUGCAUUAGAGUGGACUCCAGGAUCUCAGCUGAGCACAGUCAGAGCUGCACCACCUACAGCCAGAACACCCACCUCACCCACGGCUUCCUGUUCCCACCAGGUAAAUGAGCAGAGAAGAAGUGAGAUACUAACAAGUUCAGAGGACCUGUCUUAAAUUUAACGCCCUUCUGUGAUGUUAAAACUCGAUGUGAUCGUGUUUCUGUGUUUCUGACAGAGUUUGCAUCGUCUCCAGAGUCCAGAUACGACGCCUCGCUCAUCACCAACGUGGUCCCCAUGUACCCAGCCUUCAAGAGUGAGUCUCACACCAUCGAGACCCUGAACAGAAAAAAGAGGUUUUAGCUGCAAAUGCAGUUCCUGUUCUCAACCCAACAAACUCAACGAUCAUUAAAGAUGUUUGCUCCUCCUGCACAUGAACAGCGUCCAGUCUGAUCACAUGAGACGGACGGCGGCGGUGAUGUCAUAUCUGAGCGAGGACGGCCUGAUACUCAUUGUUUGUGUAGAGACAGACGGCAAAUCAGGACAAAACCCUCCCUCUGUCUCUGAACCGCUGUCUCACGCUGAGAAUUCACCACUGUGGUCAACUCUGGGAACCUUUUCAGCCUCUGAACACACACCUUAUCAUAAUUAAUAUGUGAUUAUCAAUUUACUUUAUUAUCAAUUUAUGACAGAACAAAAUGGGCCUCAGGAUAAGUUCUGUAGAUCAAGAUCUCUCUAUAAAAUGAUACAGAUUUUUGGGGGCGAUGAUGAUUAUUAGGGGGGAAAAAAUCUGAUUACCGUCAGUCAGAGAAGAAGCUCGAUCACCGCAUUUUAUUUCUGAAAAUAUCGGCCAAAAUCGGCGAGUUUUGGCCAAUUACCGAUUAGUCUCAAACGGGCUAAAAUUGGCCAAUUUAAUCACCUCGCCGUUAAAUCAGUCGGGUCCUAAUAAAAUGUGGUGAACGCCUGAAUUUGGACCUCCAUCUUAUCCGGAUCAACAGCUGACCUGAUUUUAACCAAAAGACUUUUUAAGGACAGCAUCUAAAAUCUGUCUUUUUGCCUCUCGGCAGGAAUAUGGAGUUACCUCCAGGGGACGCUGCUGAGACGUGCUGCUGAUGAAAACAACGGCAUCAACGUCCUCAUUGGACCGAUUUUUGACUUCAACUAUGACGGCCUGAGAGACACCACAGAGACGCUAAAAGAGUAAGAUGUCAGCUGGUUUACUUUGGUUCAACAGGUAUUUUGGGGGGAAGGAGGCUGUCCUGGUUUUGAUACAUCUAAGGUGCAUAAAGAAACAGAAUAAAAUGUGAUUUAUGUGAUCUGAGGAAAAAACAACAUUAAAAAUCACAAACUCAUGAAAGUGAAAUAUUGUCGUACAGUUUUAUCCGUCUUGGACCUGUGGCUGUAUUCAGGGAUUAAAACUCAGAGUUUAUAGUUCAGUAAAUCAACUCUACUUUUCAUCCCUCUUGUUUAACUCCGACCGCCCUCACCUGUCCAGGUUCGUGACCGAAGCCCCGCCCAUCCCCACUCACUACUACACGGUGGUGACGAGCUGCCAGGAGCAGAACCAGACUGUGGACGAGUGUGACGGAGAGCUGGGCGUCUUUUCUUUUCUUCUGCCGCACAGACCAGACAACAGUGAGAGCUGUAAUGUAAGUCACAAUAGUUACCAGCAGGGGGCAGCACUGCUCCAGCUGUGACUGAGGCCGUGUGAACUCAGCUCAGAAGAGUGUCUGUCCAACUGUCCAGGAACUUACUCUACUAGAUAGUUACACCUGAAAACACUUCAUUUGUCUUUUUAUCACAAAAAUGUGAUUUUAUUUUCAACCGGAAAGUGUUUUUAGACACAAAACUCAUCAAUGAACAUGACAGAUUCACGGUUCGAAAACAAGGCUCCAUUAUUUUCCCUCUUUUUUGUAACGACAGUCAGAGUCCAUGUUUCUACAUUUACCUCCUGGUGCUCCAGUCAGGGUUCCUACGCAAGUAUGGAAAAGUAUAGGAGUAGUUUGAUCAAUUUCCAGGUCUCAAAAAGUAUGAAAAUAAACAAUAAAAUAUGGAAAAAUAUCGAUGUUUCUAGACUAUUAGCACAGUUCUAAAAUAAUGUUUUCUAAAAAUAGAGAAGUUGGUAUUUACAAAAUUAAUUCUAAACAGUAGGGCAUGGAAAAGUGUGGAAAUUCCAAACUUUUAUCUCAUAAUAAUAAAUCCUCAUCAAAUUUAACACUUUUAAUUCAUAAUGACUUUAAAUCUCAUGAUGAUAAAUCGUUGUCAUAUUUAACAGUUUUUAUUAAUUAUCACUUUUAUCUCACAAUAAUGUCUCUGAAAUUAAAACUCUCAUAUUUAUCGAUUUUCAUUUAUUAAUAAUGACUUUUUUCUCACAAUUACAAACUUCUGUCAUAUAAUAAUGAUUUUUUCUGUAUAAUUACAAACUUCCACUAUAUGAUAAUGAAUUUAUUCUCCUAAUUACAAACUUCUAUCGUAUAAUAAUGUUUUUUUUCUCAUAUUGUCAACCUACUAUAAUAUGAUAAUGACUUUUUUUCCCAAAAUUACAGACUUCUGUCGUAUAAUCAUGACUUUUUCUUAAGAAUUACAAUAUUUUACCAUAUAAUUAAACGUAUUCCCCUAAUUACAAACCUCUAUCAUAUAAUAAUGACAUUUUUUUAUCAUUACAAACUUCUACCAUAUGAUAAUGACUUAAUUACAAAUUAUGGAAAUUCCAACUGCGUAGGAACUCUGUCCAGUCGCUCAGAAAACUCCGUCAAACAAAGAAUAUCACCGAUAAUUUACAGAGGAAGUUUCUGAAAUAGGCACAUUCUCACAAAAAUACAGAAAUGUAAUAGAAAUAUAUUCAAAGUGCAAAGUUUUGUGCAGAAAUUAGAGUUGAUUCAGUGAAACACUCAGAUAGCCUGUGCACACCUCUGCUGAGUUUAGUGACUCAGCAAGAAGAUCCACGUAAUUUUUCUCAUCAAAAGUUACUCACAGAAACCUAAACUUCCCAACAAAAGUUCAAAUAAAAACACUCCUUUAAUAAUAAUAUCUUUAUAAAGAAGGUGACCCACUAAAAGGAGAAACUGCAGGUUUCCUGUAAGUGGAGUCAAAGGGAGGAUUCCUCCGUGACGUAAAUCUUUACAUAAUCUGUCUCAGGGAUUCCCGUCUGUUUAUUUUUGACCUCCCUGAGACGCUACGAGAGCCGCUGCUGCUGCGUGUUUGAAUAUUUUGCAUGUUUAGACAAGUGCUGUAAACAGAGACCAGAAGGAGGUCUCUGAGGAAACCUGUCAGGACAAGAUGGAGUUGUUGAACAUGAACUUGGCCCCAAUCUUUUACCCGAGUGCUGCAGGAGUGAGUCACUCCUCUGGUUUUGUUUACACUCUGAAAUCUGUCACUUACAUAAACUGUGUUUUCUUUGCACUUUGUCAGAGCGCUCUCAGUAUUUCCUGCUUUGUGCACACGCUGGUUUCGCUCAAACUAAGAUAGUUUGUUCCCGUUUUAAAAGGUUUUCAGGUCAGAUCUGCUGACAGGCCUGAAAGCCUUCCUGAGAAAUCAUGUGAUGCUUCUCAUUAAGUACGAUCAGACUAUUUUCAGUGGCGGAUGGUUGUGCGUACGUUGAUGUCUUAUUGAACUCUUGGGUGUUGGUUUGUUCUCUUAUAUGACCUGAAUAUAUAUCCUCAUAUUUACAUGUACAGUGCUCAGCAUGAACGAGUAAAAACUUUAGUUUCCUUUUAAAAUCAACAUUUUCUCUGUCAGACUUUACAACAAAAUACUCCCCAAAUGGAGGCCACUGACUGCAAACAAGAUUUUUUUUAAGUUGCACACAAAAAAGUUUUUGGUAACACUUUAUAUGACAUCUAUCUCUAUAGCGCACUAUAAAUAUAUGUAUAAUGUGUUAUAAUCACGUUACAGCACUGUAUAACUUUAGUUAAAAUCACUCGUAGGGUUGCAAAAUUCCAGGAAUUUUCAAAGUUGGAAACUUUAUUAACGGGAAUAAAUCUGAAAUGUACAAAAUUGAAGGUUGGCCCUCAACAGGGAACUUAAAUAUAGUUGGUGAAAAUAUCUUGUAGUAAAAUCUUGACUAAAACAAACAGAUUUAAUUCACUGAGCGUUCCUCCAUCACAUGAUUCACAGAUGAUUUGAAGUUUGAAGUUUAUUUCGAUCUGGUCAUAUCCAUUCAAUAUAUACAGUAAAUUACAAGAAAAGAAAACCGGACCGAAAAGGCAUAGGCUGAAGCAAAAGCUUAUUAUCGCCUAUCCUUCUUACUAAAUCAAAAUAUUCAAAACAUCUUACUCCACACGUUAGAUAGAAAACAAAAACAGAACACAUCAACAAAACAAAGAAUAAAAGAUGAUUCAGAAGAAAGAAAAAAAUAAAUAAAAAUAAUAAUAAUCAAAUUAAAUCCAGAAUAUAAAUUAUUCCGUAACCGUAUUUCUCGAACCCUGGAGGUCACACUUUAGAGCCCAAAGAACGAGACAUUUGAACCCACAGACUAAAGAAAGUCAAGUAAGUUUGGAUAAUAUUAUGGGGUAAAUAUAUCUGAUCUAUAAUCGUAUUGGUUUUUAUGCUUAUUAUGGUGGUGGUAGUUUCCUCAGAUGUGAUGCUGUUUCUUCAGACUCCUGACAGACGGUUUUCUGUGACCAAACACUAAUUUAUACAUCAGUUAUCAGAUAUUUUGAAGACCGUUCCAGUUGUUUAGCCAACUAUAUUUCUGUUCAUGAUGUUGCAUUAGUGUUUGUUAGUGUUGUUUUAUUCUACAGUUUUCCAAUUUGGAAUAUCUCCAAAAUUCCCCGGCUUCACUUCCCAUGAAAAGUUUCUGGAAAUUUACCAGAAACUUUCCGCCCCCUUUGCAACCCUAAUCACUCAUAAAUGAUCAUAAUGUUUUAUAGCAAUAAUCAUAAAGCAUUAUCCAGGUAUUAUAAUAUGUUACAACUGUUAACAACUCACUGACAAUGCCCACAUAGAUAAUGAUAAUAAUAACUGUUGUUAACAGUUAAAACACAUUAUAAUACCUGGAUGAUGCUUUAUAAUGUGUUAUGAUUGUUGCUAUAAAACAUUAUGAUCAUUUAGUAAUGUGUCGAUAACUAUAGUUAUACAGUGCUUUAACGUGAUUAUUACACAUCAUAAAUAUAUUUAAAAUGCGUUAUAGAGAUAGAAGUGAAUUAAAGCUUUACCAAGUAUUUUUUUUAGAAUUUAAAAAUGAGUACACUUCAAUCAAAGCUGCAUUCUAGUGACCAUAUCAGCCUUUUUUUUUAAUCGUAUGGUAAAUAAAAUGUUAAACUCAACUGGAAAAAUCCUUUUACUCAUCUGGAAAUUGAGUGAUUCAUAAGUUUUAAUAGGGGCUGUACUGACUCAUGCUGGACACUGAAUAUACUAGAAAAAAAAGAGAGAGCAUGCUCCAUUAAGUGUCUUAAAAAACACAAAUAGUGAGCGAAGUAAACACGACUCUGAAGAGAGGAUUAACUCAUGUCGAGCGCCGUGGACUGAGUCAUUGUCUUUGUAGAACAACAUCUGGAAACUGAUGAUGAUUCACCCGAAGCUUCCUCCAGGAAAUCCUCUCUGAGUCUUCAUACGGACGAUAGAACGCGAGAUGAGUCAGAGGAUCAUAACAGCGACCUCUCUGUGCUGCACGUGCUUUUCUCCGGUUUAUUUAUGCUUCUGCAGAACAUAAUAAGAGUCUCAUCUGAAGGAGUCAGGUGUCUUUAUUUCAUCUUUAACAGUGAGGAUGUCGGUGCGUCUGUUUCCUCCAGAGGUGGAAAUGUUGUCUGAGUCAGUGGAUCAGAGUUUGAAGAUGACGGCUCUCAUAAAUACUCUGAUAUCGAGCCGAUUGGGAAACGUUCACUCCAGCUGCAGCACAGAUGUUUGUGAUUAGGAGCCAAGGUUCGUUCGCGUAGAAAUAAACACAUUUUGGCUCAUUUAUAUGUGAGGAAAAACAGCAGCGCACAGUGACUUACUUACCCAGGUGAAAAGGUGAAAAAGCUGAACAAUCCGUCAGGAAAUCAGGACUUUAGAUUUCAGCGAGGAUUAAAAGAAUUUAAAAGCUUCGGUCUGUUUCAGUGUUUUGGUCUGUUUCAGUGUUUUGGUCUGUUUCAGUGUUGUUCAGGAACAGAUCGGGAGUUUUUGUUUCUAGGAUACCAUCUGAAAACCACAACACUUAAUCCUGCUGACUUGUAAUGUAUACAGGAGUUUCCUCAUCUCUGUCAGCGUGGAGGCGAGACAGAAGGGAACCCUGGUUAUAUAAAACUCCAGCGCAGGCUGAGGCACGCCGGGCGUAAACACCAGAGUUCAGAUGUGUUGACUGAGCUUUAUUCUUUCUUGGAAACAGAGCGGCCGUCAGUGACUCAGCUUUAUCGACGAAAAUGAGUCAAAUUUUGAUUUCUAAACAAUCUGACAAAUGUGAUCGGUGAGUCAGUGUAACCCUGAGGGUGGAGGGACAGAGGUGAAAGUGACGGCUCAGGCGUUUCAGUCUGCAGACCAUCGGGAUUGAAAAGAUCUUUUAGAUUCUUUAACAGAAAGUUUUCUCUGGUUUUAGUGGAUCUAAACUUACAGAUACAGAUAAAAAGGCGUUCAUCCACCUUUUUUUUAUUUUUUAUCGAGCGUUCUUGAAAAUAAUUUGGUUUAUUUUAAGUAUUUUAUUGUGUCACUUGAAUCUGAAUUUCACUCUCAGUUUUGCACAAAUUUUCCUGAAUGAUUAAACAUCAGGCACCGGUCUGCUGCUCCACCUGUGAUUAAAACAUCACCUCAGUGACCUGUGGAGGGCGACGUUAGUCUGACUGGAUCAGGUUGUUGCAGGAUGAUGGUGAAUCAGAGCUGCUGUAAGGAGGUCCAGAGGUCAUCGUGGAGGAUUGUGUAGAAGGAGUUAAAAUACUCAGACAAAACAAAGGAAAAACUGCGGGUCAAAGACUUUUGUAAUUCGACAUUUACACAUUUGUUGUUUAGGAGUUUUGUGGAGGAACUGAAGGAGACGUCAGGAGGAGGUGUUUAGGAUGUUUGGAGGAGAAGAAUGAGGUCAAAUGUUUGCUACCACAUUGUCCAAAUUUGUGUUUUGAGGACUUUUGCCACAGUGUUGACAGGCAGAGGUGAAAUAUCCCGGUCUCUGGUGGACGUGUGUGUCCCUGUCUUCUGUUUUCCUCUUUGGAUUUUAUUUCCCAUUGUGGUUGAUUUUGUCCAAUCAGAAUCGAGUCUGGAGGAACACACCUGCGUAAAGCUCACAGCAGCCCCUCUUCCUGCGUUCUUCCUCUUCUCUGGAACGUUCAGAUUUGUUUGUGAAGACAAUGUGCUGAACUACAUGUUCUACCAGGAAAGCCCAGACUGUUCGUAGAGCUGCUUUCCUGUCAGGAAGUUCUGAGCGCAUAACUCGAGAAAUAUUUCAGCGUUCAGUGCUCCUCGGGGAAUCCUCUGUUUACGAACUCGUCACAGCUCAUGAGGUCACAGCUGACUUUUGAAGAAAUCAGAAAACUUCCUGGAAGGAGUUUUGCACAGAGUCUACUAUCGGUCAUCUUCAGAGUUACUUCACAGUCACCGAACGAGAAUGACGCUUUGGUGUAAAAACACAGAAACACACCGACACCGACCACUGUCGUAUAGGAAGUUAGUAGCAAUACUUCAGUCUAUCUGUACUUUACUGGAGGUUUUUUGUGUUCCUAAGUUGAAAAAGUAAGAAGCAAACAAGGAAUUUGAGGGGCACCAUGAAAACUGAUCAAAUAAUGUUUGUCUUAUUGGUCGACUUAAGUACUGUUACUGUAUUUUUCACUCUAUCGAUGAACGCGUCUAUUCAAGUCUAUUUUCAUACAUUAAGUCAGACUUAUCUGACUGCGGUAGCUGCAGCGCUCCGACAAGCCAAGAGGAUUUUAAGUGUGAAAAAUACGGUAUUUUAAAUCAAUUUUAGGUCUUUUGGUCACAUGACAGUGAAGCUAUUGAAGGAAAACAGCCUUUUCUGAGAACAUCAACCGGUAAUUUAUUGACGGUCCCUUAUUCAACACCGACGUUGACAGUGAGGGUGUCGAGUAGAUUUAACCGCGCUGCUGUUGUUAUUCCCGGUUAUGGAGAGUGAGAAGACACCGGUAGAUCCUCAGAGAAUGUCCGUCAGAUAUCCAACCUGAAACUAACUUCACCGCAGUAUUUACAGGAAAAUAUAUCCAACCUGAAACUAACUUCACCGCCGUAUUUACAGGAAAAUAUAUCCAACCUGAAACUAACUUCACCGCCGUAUUUACAGGAAAAUAUAUCCAACCUGAAACUAACUUCACCGCCGUAUUUACAGGAAAAUAUAUCCAACCUGAAACUAACUUCACCGCCGUAUUUACAGGAAAAUAUAUCCAACCUAAAACUAACUUCCCCGCCGUAUUUACAGGAAAAUAUAUCCAACCUAAAACUAACUUCACCGCCGUAUUGACAGGAAAAUAUAUCCAACCUAAAACUAACUUCACCGCCGUAUUUACAGGAAAAUAUAUCCAACCUAAAACUAACUUCACCGCCGUAUUUACAGGAAAAUAUAUCCAACCUAAAACUAACUUCCCCGCCGUAUUUACAGGAAAAUAUAUCCAACCUGACACUAACUUCACCGCCGUAUUUACAGGAAAAUAUAUCCAACCUAAAACUAACUUUACCGCCGUAUUUACAGGAAAGUAUAUCCAACCUAAAACUAACUUCACCGCCGUAUUUAAAGGAAAAUAUAUCCAACCUAAAACUAACUUCACCGCCGUAUUUACAGGAAAAUGUAUCCAACCUAAAACUAACUUCCCCGCCGUAUUUACAGGAAAAUAUAUCCAACCUGACACUAACUUCACCGCCGUAUUUACAGGAAAAUAUAUUCAACCUAAAACUAACUUCACCGCCGUAUUUACAGGAAAAUAUAUCCAACCUAAAACUAACUUCACCGCCGUAUUUACAGGAAAAAAAACAUUUGUUGCCUCGGCUGAUUUUUUUUAUGUGCACAUGUGACCCUAAAUACAUUUUACAAUUUGCUCACAUCUAUUUUUAGUCGCACUGUCGAGUCCUCACUCCACUACAUUUCCCUAUUUUUACUUUGUGAUGAUGACAGCGUUUAGUGGAAAUAACCUUUAUUCACUUUAACCUAAAGUUGAUUUACAUUGAGUUUGAUCAUCGUCAGUCAGUCACUCAAACUUGUCAUCAGCCACUUGUAGGUUGUGCAGUUAUUGCACCCACCUAAAUGUCCAGUGUCUGUUUGAUGAUUCUCUCGUCAUGCUCGACUUCUGUCCUAAGGUCCUUCUUGACUGGAGGGAGACGUUCACUGAAGUCACUUUCUGGUUAGGUCACUCAAACCGUGCGACCGAUUCACUCUCUGGUGUUGACGAACAGCACACAGAAAUGCCAGGAUGUGUCAGACCCUCAGGAUUAAGAGUUUACCUCCAGGAAACACGGAGAGGGUCAUUCCUGGGUUUGGAAAAAUGUCAUGAAUGUACCGAAGGGGGUCGUGUCUCCUCUCAUCUGCACCGCUCACAGAUUAACCAAAAGCCACAGGGACCUCUGUUAGUUUUUGAUCAGCCAAACUAUUCAGAGAACAGGAAUUUACCGUGACGGGAUGUUUACAGUAGGGAGGCUUGAAAAAUGUUGUAACUUCAUAAUAACCACCGCCUGACCAAAUGUUUUGGUUUCAUUUCAUUAAUCAGCUCUUUCUGGUUUCAUUUCCAGUCAAACUGAUUUUAAUCUAUACAAGCCGUGAGUCGAAGCCUCGCAGCGUCUCCAGAUGACUGCCUGAGGCUCUUCAGAUGCAGAAGUUUUAUUUCUGUUGAUCCAAUAUUAAAGUAGAAACAUUUAUAGUUCAAUUAUCUCUUCCUGGAGUUCUUACUUUUGAUUGAUGUGAAGUCAGAACCACUUUUGUGGAAAGCCUUGAUCAUGUGUGGAUAACCAGAGUUCACUUGGGUGGUUUGACUGUAAUCUGAUUCCACCACAUGUGGACAAAAUUAUGUUUUCCUGCAGGUUUGAAAGCUGAAACAGUCUGUGCAGAAUAGUUUAAUUUGUGUGAAUGAUUCUCUCCAUUUGCACCAAAGUGACUGCAAGAGAGGAGGGGGUUUCCUUGGAGUCAGGACCGAGUCAGGAUCGGCCGUGUUUUCUCAUCGCUAAACAAGAGUCGGCGUCCGUUUGCAUCCCUGCGUUAACUUUAAAUGUCAAUCACUCAAACAGAUUUCAGAGAUCAGACACGGUUUAAAACAAAAAGGAAGUUUCGAUAUUUUCACAUUUGCUAAUCGGAUACGUAGAAGCAAGAGCCGUCAGCUGAUGUUUGCUGAGUUUUUGAGUGGAGGAUAAAUGAGGCGGAACAACACUCAAAAAUCGGCGCGGCAGUUUGAACGCGCUCCACAGACACAGGCGACCCCGGUUUGACUCCAGGCUGAGGAUCCUGUCCUGCUUUAAGACCAAAAACUGAAUCAUUUUAAAGAAGGACGUCUGCAGAGAUUUCCCUCUGGAUUUUAUACCUGAUGGAUUUCACACACUUUACUUCAGCCAAACUGAGUUCGCCUCAUACAGUCAUAUGUACUAAACUCUAACACCACCUGUUGAUUCAGGGUUCUUACCUGCCCGUCCCGUCACGGCUGUUCUCUGGUUUCUCCUCUAAACUCUUGGAAUUUUUACGCCCCUCAACUUCAGGGUCAAAAAAUGGAUGAACAGGAAUUUUGACAGCUUGCGUUUGUGUCCCACUGUGCCGGAGUUGUCAGGUCUGCAUGAGUCAGGGUAAACCUGCACCGUCACAGAAGAGUGUGAGUGUGUGAGUCAGCACAGAAGCUGGUCCUGCAGAGAGUCAGGUGAGGAAGCGAGCAGGAAAAACAGAAACCACAUCAAGGGAAGGAAAUGAGGACAGAAAUGUGCAAUAAAGAAAAAAGAGGAAGGAUGUGAGCCGCAAACGUCUCACCUCAACAUCCAUUUCUCAGGAACAAAAGCAGAAAAUGAUCUUUCAGAAAAUGAGUUUCAGUCGUCAUGCGUGUUGGUAGGAUUCUGUUUGUAUUUGAGUGUUUUUAUCGGAGUGUUUUGAUGCCCGCAGCACGGUCAGUAACAGGCUGAGAUUAUAAGAUCAUUAUCUUCUUCUAUGGUAUGAUAGUCGGGUGUUUUCGUACGCCCUGUUGGAGCAGCUGCAGCACAGCCAGGAGACACAGAGUGCCCCCGCUGGGGCUGCAAAGGGGCCGAAUAUUUCCAGAAACUUUCCACGGGAAGUUGAGCUGGGGAACUUUGGAAAUAUUCCAAAGUAAAGUUCAAUAUAAAUGUAAAUAUUAUUAUAUAAUUAUUAUUAUUAUUAUUUUUUCAAUAUGCUGCUGCGUUUUUGUAGCAUCUUCACACGUCUCCUUCAUAACCACCACCGGAGGGAUCUCGCUCCGUGCGUAGGUGUGUGUGCGUGCGACUGCUCGCUCAGAUAAGAGCGUUUGUCUCUGUUGGUGAUGUUCCCGUUUAGUGUGGCAUUGUGUGCAUGUGUGGGUGUGAAACCACUUCAGACAAACACGGCAGAUGAGUGUUUUAACCUUUAUGAGAUUUUGUUUUGAAGAUGGUUUAUAGAUAAUCAUGUGGUCAUAGGUCACGUUCACAUGAGGACAACGUGGGUAGACAAACAAACGACAAACACUGAGUCAGAGAGAGAGAGAGAUAUGAUUUUAGCUGAAUCAAUCCCGGGUACAUAAUGAAACAAAAACACGAGACUCGGUAUUAUGUUUAUCUCAGCCCGCCCGAAACUCUGCUUCCUCUCUGCACCUCCUAAACAACGACAGAGGUGGAAAAACCCUUCAGACUAUUAACUCCAUUCACUCAAACACCAAAUUAAACAUCUUCUCCAGUCUCAUCAACCUACACAUGGUUUCGCUUUGACAGUCUCUGGAUCAUCACGCACUCAUAGGUCACUUGACGUCAGUGAUGUUUACCUGAAGUAUUGUAUAAGAGAGGGUCACGCAAACAACAAAAACUGGGUCACAAGUUUCCCGGCAUGUGAAAACUCCAAAUCUCAACCUGUUUCUUCAUUUCUGUAAACCCUGAAGUUUAAUAAAAGCCUAAAAAUCAUCAGGAACUUUUUCUCUAAGUUGAAAUGAUUCACAGAUUCACAGCUGAGGUAAUAUUUUGUUUUACUUUCAAACAAAACUUCAAAAGAAAAAACUCUUUCACAACAAAAGAAGAAUGUAAAUACAUGAUCGAAGCGUCAUUGAGAAACCAGACGACAGAUUAACAACACAGAGAUUCUCAGAAAUUCAAGUUGUCUUACGCUCUGACCUGAGUGGAGGUCAGAGGUGUUCUUCAGGGCGGGAAAAGCUGCUUCCAUGUUCUGUUCUGAGACAAAGAGUCCCUGCUGUCAUUACAGGGAAACCAGACAUGGUCUGUGGUUACUUGAAAGUCUUUUGUCCCUCUGACAAUAGCAGAUAAACCGAGUUUCCCUUUGGGGAAACAUUAAGGUGUUUUAUUGUCAGAUCUCUUUCACACUAUUUCCUGUAAAACCUGUCCACAGAGCAGCUCCCUGAACGCGUUUCAUUUCUCUGGUUUGCAUCAGUUUUUGAAAAGAUGUUCAACUUGGACUGGAUGUCAAAUCUCAUAAUUUUUUGUCUCAUAAUGAUAAAUCCUUUAUCAUAUUUAUCACUUUUUAUUAAUAAUGACUUUUUAUCUCAUCAUAAAUAAAUUUUGUUUCAUUAUGACUUUAAAUCUCAUAAUAAUGUCUCUCCAUCCCAUAAUAUUAAAACUGUCUCAUAUUUAUGGCUUUUAUUAUAAGGAUUUUUUUUCUCAUAAUUACAAACUUCUACUUAAUAGAAAUGACUUUUUUCUCACAAUUACAAACUUCUGUCACAUCAUAAUUACAUUUUUCUCAUAAUUACAUACUUCUGCUAUAUAAUUUUUACUCAUAAUUACAAACUUCUGUCAUAUAAUUACUUUUUUCCCAUAUUUCAAAACCUCUACCAUGUAGUAACCACUUUUUUCUCAUAAUUACAAACCUCUACCAUAAAAUUUUAACUCAUCAUUACAAACUUAUGUCAUAUAAUUACAUUUACUCAUAAUUACAAACGUGUGUCUUAUAAUAAUUACAUUUUUACCAUAAUUGCAUACUUCUGCCAUAUAAUAUUCACUUUUUUUCUCAUAACUACAAACUUCUAUUUAAUAAAAAUGACUUUUUUCUCAUAAUUAAAAACUUUUACCAUGUAAUUUUUUCUCAAAAUAACAAACUUCUGUCAUAUAAGUCCUUUUUUCAUAAUUUCAAACUUCUACUGCUUAAAAAUUACUUAUUUCCCAUAUUUCAAAGCGUCUACCAUAUAGUAACCACUUUUUUCUCAUAAUUACAAACUUCUACUAAUGUAAUUUUCUCAUUCUCACAAACUUCUGUCAUAUAAUUAUGACAUUUUUUUUCAUAAAUACAAACUUCUCAUAUAUAGUAAUGACUUUUCUCAUAAUUACAAACUUCUUCUCAAUAGAAAUGACUUUUUUCUCACAAUUACAAACUUCUGUCGUAUCAUAAUUACAUUUUUCCCAUAAUUACAUACUUCUGCUAUAUAAUUUCUUACUCAUAAUUACAAACUUCUGUCAUAUAAUUACUUUUUUCCCAUAUUUCAAAACAUCUACCAUAUAGUAACCACUUUUUUCUCAUAAUUACAAACCUCUACCAUAAAAUUUUAACUCAUCAUUACAAACUUAUGUCAUAUAAUUACAUUUACUCAUAAUUACAAACGUGUGUCUUAUAAUAAUUACAUUUUUACCAUAAUUGCAUACUUCUACCAUAUAAUAUUCACUUUUUUUCUCAUAACUACAAACUUCUACUUCAUAAAAAUGACUUUUUUCUCAUAAUAACAAACUUCUGUCAUAUAAGUCCUUUUUUCAUAAUUACAAACUUCUACUAAUGUAAUUUUCUCAUUCUCACAAACUUCUGUCAUAUAAUUAUGAUAUUUUGUUUCAUAAAUACAAACUUCUCAUAUAUAGUAAUGACUUUUCUCAUAAUUACACAUUUCUACCAUAUGAUAAUUACUUUUUUCUCAUAAUUUGGACUGAAGUUACUACCAAGGAUUGUUUUCACAAAGCUUUGACUUUUGAUACUUAACUUUUUUUAUCUCUUUCUUAAAAUCGCGGCUUUUAUUAAAUUCAUAUUGACUUUUGACCGUGGCUCUGUUCAGUUUCAUAGUUUUUCUCUUGACUCAAAUGAAUCCGUUUUCCCAUCGUGUUAUAAUGAUAAAGUGAUUUGAUACCAGUUUCAAAGAAAUCACACUUUGUUGACAGCCAAAAAUAGCCCACUGUGAAAGACUGAGUGUGUGUGACUUGUGCGGGAAGUGAUUGUAACGUGGAAGAAGUAAGUCUUGACAUCAGUGGCUAUUCUGCAGUACAUUGAUAACAGACCAGGCAUGCACAGAGCUGAUAGAAAGAACAGUCUCCUGACACAAACAAGACGGGGGGGACUGUCAUCAGCCAAGAACAAAAACAGAGGAAAUAUGACGAUAAUGAGAUAAUGGGAGUUUGUUUUUUUCUCCCGUAGAACAUCAGCGGGCUUAUUCUUUGGUAAAAACUUCAUCAGUAAAAAAACACAAAGCAGGGACUGAUUCACACAAAGUCACAGACAAACCUCACUCUCCCUCAGGAAAAGUGAUAGAAAAUGAAACUUUGUUCUCGUAAAUGUUGUAAAUUCCUCCUUGUCGUGUUUGUCUUCGGUUCAAGCAGAAGUGGAUUUUUUCAGGCAUUGUCAGAGUUUAUAUGUUUGGGCCUUCUGUUUUGAAACAAAACAACGUGCUGCGGUAACCGGAGGACAAAAAGUCACAAAGUUCUUUGUCUGAGUUGAACUUUUGCAGCAGAGUUAUUGCAGUUCUUUAAAGCUGAGUGUACCAUCAUAAAAGCAAAUGUCUGGACUUCUAUGUUCACAAAGUAGGGCUCGAAUAUGCCGAAGAAAUUCUUGGUCGACUAAAACCCUGAAAUUUUCGACCAAACAUCGACUAAACUCUGCGGGGGAUGACGCGGCUCAGCGGAGUAAAAAUAUUCUGAUAUCAACACAAGAAGCAAUUCAACUAAACACAAAAGGGACAAUUCUCUUUAUUCAACAUUCGAGAUAAAGUGGACGCUCUUCAAUCUUCCUGUCUUCAGCCGGUCUCUGGUGGGUUGGGCGAAUCCAAAAUGGUGGAAACAAGGGGGUGUUCUGAGAAGGGCUGUUACCUGUGAAACAGGGGUGCUCUGAAAACACCCCUAUUAGCACUUGGUACAUUCCCCCUGAUGGAAUAAACCACAGACUGUAAACUGACGUGGAAAAAAAUCGAGUCGACCAACGAGAAUUUUGGUCAACUCGGUUCAUAUCAACCAUUAAGUCGUCUAGGACUUUCAGCCCUAUCACAAAGUUAACGAGAAAUGGAUUUGGUUUGAAUUUCCCUUCGGGGGUUCAUAAAGUUCUUCCUGUUCUUGGGAAAAACACGAACUUGUUGGUUUAUUAAGAACAGUCUUGUUUCUGAAGCGGACAAGUCUUUUUUGUUUCCAUGUCAUCGUUCUGCAUCAAAGAUCUUUGACUCUUUAUUUCUGUUGUUUUUGUUUUUGAGUUCUCCAUAAAAAAAAAAAGAAACGUGUGGUUGUGAAAUCUGGCAUGGAGAGUACAUCUGUGGGUGUGUCGUGUUUUGGUGCAGAAUAAUCUGCUGCUGGAUCUCUCAGCCUUGCUGCUGGUUCUUGUAGAAAACAUGACCUAAAGGUGUCAGUGGGUUAUGGAAGGGUUCUGGCAGUCACGACCAAGUCCUGAUGAAAUCUUUGUCUUGUGAACUUGCUUAUCUUGGCAGAGCAGAAAGAACAUUGGCACAGCCAAACCUGCGAACCUCCAGGAAAUUUCCAUCUUACUGAGGAACUCUGCCCUGGGAGUUCCUAACCUCCUACUCCCUGCUCUGAACUCCACUCCACUGAUUAUAGACUAACAUCACUUAGAAUGUCGAUGCAAAAAUAACUCAUCGAUUUCAAAUAUAGUGCUUCCUGUACCUUUGUUGGCCACUCUUCCACAGUACGAUAUUUUCAUCGGGCUUUUUAGACCGAACGUAAACCAGACCCAGGACCACUGCAGGACAGGGCCAGCAGAGGUUUGACUGUUAUCAUCUCAGCUUUAAUCCCCGGGUUUUAGGGCAGGGUGUGCCCCCAGACCACCUCGACACAGGUAGACACGUUUUUACUGGUGUUAACAGGCUAAAAAGACUUAAAAGACUCAGGUACGAAAUGGGACUUUGGGGAUUUUGGGACUCUUUUCUUUGGUCACAUGCUGAUCGAAAGUUGCGCUCUUGCCAACGUUCGCUCCGUAGACACACUUUAUCGGGUCACAUCACGACUAAUGGCGGGAGCUUCCCGAAAAAUCUGACUCAAAUUGUCAGAUGGGGGCGGGGGGAAUCGAUGUGGUCUCCCGUCAUGGACUCGGUCUGAAGCUGUUGGUCCAUUAAUGAGCGAUUUCCUGACAUAUCCUGAGAGCAUUAAAGACGUUAUUGAUCCAGUUUGAGUGCAUGUCCGUAAAGACUACAAGACCUCAUGGAGUUAACAGGUCAGCAUUUCUCUGCAGCCUGUGUGUGUGUGUGUGUGUGUGUGUGUGUGUGUGUGUGUGUGUGUGUGUGUGUGUGUGUGUGUGUGUGUGUGUGUGUGUGUGUGUGUGAGAUAAGGCUGAUUUGCAGUGUAGAAGGGAAACUGAGUGUAAUGAUGAAAAAUUCCCUUUAAAUUCUGCAGCUCCUACGUUUGUUGGACUGGAUCGAUGUUUCACACUCAUUUCCAGAGAACUGAGGUGGUUUCCUCCAGCUGUUAAAAACCACAUCCUCGGAUUGAUGAGGAAGUUCGAUAUAAGUUUAAGUUUAAUUGGCUGUGAUGGCAGAUGAUAAGAAUAAAAACAGAUUGUGAACUCUGCCUCCUGUUUUUGCAGCCCUGCACCUGAUAGGGUGAACAGAUUUUUUCUGUUGUUUUUUCUCUUCACUUUGUGGAGAUCGCACUACAGGACCAUGAUCGCCAUGGAAACGAGGUUCAUAAUAAUUACCGAUCUCUCCAAUCGUUAACCGUGACUUUAACAGGCAGUGAGUUUGUGAGUGUCAGAUCAGAAGACCAAACCAGGGACCCGGGUUUUAGAGUCUGGGUUCAGUUCCGGCUUCUUUUGUCGUCACAUAAAUACGGGACAUAUUUUUCCUCUGCAGGAUUUCUGAUUUUAAACUCUUACAGAUAAAGAAAUACUGUCUGAGAGCCGUGAGAUCACCUCAGUGUUUGUUGGUGGAAAGCUGGAUUGCUCUGUCCAACGCCAGGCUGUAUUACUCUGAUUGUUAGUGAGUCUGUGCAGCUGCUUCCAGAAGUACGUGCACGUGCAGCCGCUGCUAAUUUCAUCUGUAAAUCAGAGCUGAGUGAACAGAUCUAGACCCUUUUACCGAGUCAAUGCGGAUCAGAUGGGGAUUUCCAUCGGCUCAGAGUUGUUUGGAGUGAAAAUCCGAAAGAUGUGACGACAUGUUGAACGUGAGUUUGCAUGUGACUCCAGCUGCGUCAUCUAACCACGUCAUUGUGGCUCAGCGUAAGCAGACCCCCUUAUCGAUUUAUCAUUCCUCCUGACGCUGCUACAUCCCUCCUCAUCUGUCUGCAUUUACUCCUCUGACACAGUUCGGCCUUGGCUGCAUGUUCUCUUCAGAGUCCAAGAAGUAACCGCUUAGCUUUGCCUCAAGGUCCAAAACAGGGAAAUGCUCCUGAUUUGGUCCACAUCUGAUCCUCUGAGCUCACACACACACACACACACACACACACACACACACACACACACACACACACACACACACACACACACACGGUUUCUGCUUUUGUUUCUGCAGACAGACCCUCAUUGUGAAUCUCCAGCCGCAUGAAUCUCUGGUUACAAAAUUAGAACUGUACGUCUUGAUGGAGGAUGACCUCAGGGUGAGGAAACGUUGGAUUAAAUCUGUGCACAAUCAUCAAAUGAGCGUAAAGGUUAAUCUCUCAUGGAGCAGAUGACACAUCAGGACACUCCACCGUCACGUUUCCCUGAAAUGAUGAACACGUUUACCCAGCGGUGAAAAACCUGCUGCAUACCUUGAAGAUUGUCCCAGAGUGAAUCUCAUGACUGGUAUGUGCGAGAUGUGCAGGAUGAUGCAACUGAACACGCCACGCCCUGAGCGUGUGGCACUAGAGAAAGCCUGGAGCCUGUUUAGUCAGUAUCAGUAUCAGUUUGGUUUUUUGGCGUGCUGCGUCCACGCAGAGAUUCCUCAGAAUCUGUUGAUGAUAUUCUGGCCUGUAGUUGUUAAACUGACACACUGUUGUUGACAAAAUGGUGGACCUGGUCCCUAGCGAUGGGAAGAACAGUUCUUAUGACCGUACCGAAUCUUUAGAAUCUAUUCAUUAAAACGAUUCGUUCAAAAGAUUCGUUCACAGAAUCAGUCAGUGCCUCGGAGCCCCGUCCUGCUGGGUGCAGCACACGAGUGAGUGACAUCGGGACUUCGUUCAUUGACAGAGCCCCUCCCCCUCCCACGUUUAUACACGUGUUUUCAUGUAAAGGUGCUAUAAUGCUCCGUUUCAUCUUGGCCUCACCUCAGAACCGUUGCUCGGCACUUCGUGAGCAAAGCUACGCCCCUCCCUCCUCUGCCUGCCUCAAGUCGUUCAGAAGUCAUGUGUUUUGUUCACAGUCUAUCUUAUACAUAUCGUUCAUUCGCUGUGAGCAAAUCACGAGAUUCGCCCGCUCGCUGGCUGGCUGUGUGUCAUUCGCCAAAGAGUCAAAGGCAGCAGUUCCACUCCCGACUGGCACGCCAGGCUCACGGCUGAGCUUAACUGAACUGAAAAGGAACGAAUCAGGUCUUGAAAUAUGAUUCCGUUCACGUCAUUCACUCAGCAGUUCCGUUCUUUUGAGCGGAUCAUUCAUGAACGCCACAACACUACCGGUCCCAUCCUUGCCUGUGAAGGACUGAGCCUUUCAGGGAGGCUCCUCGUCGUUGUCGUCGUCGUCGUCGUCGUCGUUUUCUUCCGCUUCAUCUGAGUCCGGGUCAGGGGGGCAGCAGCUUCAGGAGGGAAGCCCAGACGGCCCUCACCCAAGCCAAUUCCACCAGCUCCUCCUCCGGGGGGAUUCCCAGGCGCUCCCAGGCCAGGCGAGAGAUAUAAUCCCUCCACCUGGUCCUGGGCCAGCCACGAGGUCUCCUCCCGGUGGGACAUGUCUGGAACACCUCUAACGGGAGGCGUCCAGAAGGCGUCCUAACCAGAUGCCCGAGCCACCUCAGCUGACUCCUCUCGACAUGGAGGAGCAGCGGUUCUCCUCUGAGCGCCUCCCGAGUGUCCGAGCUCCUUACCCUAUCUCUAAGGCUGAGCCCGGACACCCUGAGGAGGAAACCCAUUUCAGCCGCUUGUAUCUGCGAUCUUGUUCUUUCGGUCAUUACCCAAAGUUCAUGACCAUAGGUGAGGAUCGGCACGUAGAUCGACCGGUAAAUCCAGAGUCUCUCCUUACGGCUCAGCUCUUUCUUCACCACCACUGAUCGGUUAAUCGUCUUCAUCACUGCUGACGCCGCUCCGAUCCGCCUGUCGAUCUCAGGGAGGCUCCUUCUAGACCCACUCAUGACUCUCACCUGUGGAUGAGGUUAUGAUUUUUUAGGAAGAUUUAGAUUGAACGUGGGAAAUCUGAUUUGAAAAUGACUGUACUCUGUUUGAAUCAUGUUUUACACGACAUCCCACCUUCACUGGAUCUAAAUGAGAGAAUCUAAUCUAAUUAGCUGAAAAUCUUUAUGUACUUUAGGUAUAAUAUCUUCAAAUAAGCCCACCUUUAAAAACACUGAAAUAUCCCUUUAGGCCUCAUAUAAUCAGACACUACAUCCCACAUCCUCCACGCCCGGUUUACUACGAAAGGAUUUCCAAAUAUCACUGUAACCGUGACUUUGAUAUCUUCCACCUACACACUCACAUUAAACCACAAAUUAGCUGCAUUGUGUGGUUGUCACCUCCUCACAACAACAAGAACAUAUGAAGUAAUUUCGUGAUUAACGGAUCAGCGGUUUUGAUUCCAGAGAAGAAUGUGAUCUUAAUCCUGAUUAGCAGCUUCAAGCAACAUCAGCAUAUGAGUGUUUUUAAGGGUUCAUGCCAAAGACAUCAGACUGAUGCAAUAAGAGUUUUGACAUUUCUCAGACUAACAUGCCUGGACUACAGCUCUGCCUAAUUAAACAGACCACCUCCAUGAAUGAGUUUCGCCCUUUUAUUGCAUCAGUCGGAUUGUGUUGCAUCUUUUGCACCAACUGUUGAAAUCACUCACGUGUUUAUCAGGAAACAGGGACGAGUUGCAGCAUCAGAUUCAAAACGACUGAAUAUUUACAUCAAGUUUAUCAGUUUGAACAUUAAAUAUCUGAUCGAACCCGUAUCCUGUCAACACAAGCGUUCACAUCAGCGACGUUUUCCCGUCCUGCGAUAUUGCUGCAUUUAUUUUUUCUGACCACGGUCGAUUUUUCUAAAGUUUCACAGACUGUGUGUCCACUUCUGACCAAUCAGAUUGCAUGUUGUUGCAACAUCAGAUUCACCGGUAUAUCCAACAUGGUGGACCGGCUGAUUGUUUCCGUGUCGGAGAACAGAGUGAUUUUUGAUAAAAGACACAAACAUUACAAAGAUAACGACCUGAAGGACGACUUGUGGAGAGUCAUAGCGUUGGAUUUCUCAUAUGACGAUGGUUUGUGAGCUUUAACAGUUUGAUAAACGUCUUUGUUUGAACUUUCAUCUGUGCUAAGUAACUUUAGCUCGUAAGCUAACGGUUGUUACCAUGGUUUAAUGUGUUUAUCUGGUUCUGGUCCCGACUCAGUCCAUGCUAUCAUGACAGACAGACAUCUCAACACUAGAGUCUGAUCAGAACUGAGAAACACUCAGUCUGCUGUCGGCUCAGUCUUCUCGCUUCCACCCGGGACGCGUCUUUUUACCCCGGAAAGUCGCAAAAUCACAUCGGGCUUGAUGUGUUCAGUCAGGCGCGUCAAAAUUCGCCUCCGAAUAUUUCGUGUAUUUGCGUCGUUCCCGGUGUGGAAUGACCUUUAAUCACGUUUUACACGACGUCCCAAAUUCAUCAGAAUAAAGGUUUGUAGACCCGCCCCUCCUUUGACUCUUAGGUCGACAUGGUGUCACAGUUUCAUGUUUGUCUUCUCAGGCAGGUUACUCAACAGUUAAUUGAAGUGAACAUCGUGUAAACUGACAACUACUUUUGUUGUUAAAUGUCACGAUCCCACGCUUCAGCCUAAGAAAACAAGACCUGCGAAAUACUGGAUCCUUGCCACGACUAAAUUAUCUGUCAAACCAGUUUAUCUGAUCCGUCAUGGAAAUCCAGGUCUCAGCCGAGGAUCGAGGAAGAGGGAUCCUCAGACAAUCAAGUGAAGGUUUUUUUAAAGAGACACACCUGUUUUCCCGGGUCAAAACUAAAGUGGAAACCAUGACGCUGCAGGUUGAUGACGGUUUCCUUUCUGUCUUUGCAGAGCGCCGAGGAUGAGUCACAGUGGGUCGAGGACCUGCUGAAGCUCCACACGGCCCGGGUCCGUGACGUGGAGAUCCUGACGGGCCUGGACCUCUACCGCUCCACAAACCUCACCUACAUCAGCACCCUGAGCCUGAAAACCCGGCUGCAGACCUUCGAGAGUGACGACUAAACGCAGCGAGAUAAACACACACACAUAUACAGGAUGUAGCCCCAUUUUUUUGUAGAAGUUUUGCGUUUUCACUGCAUGCUCACUGGACAGUCGGCACGGCGUUGUCCCGCUCCUGAGCGGCGGCUGAGACGUGCUUGGAACAGGAAACACUUAAACAUAACAGAAAAGAUUGACAGGGUGGUUCGGUAAGUCGUAGUUUGGAAGAUCAACCAAUCAGAGAGAGGAUAAGCUAGCACAGCCUGACACAGGAACGGACUUUCUCUACACUGCCUCACUUUCUCUUCCUACAGAGCAGCCUCCUGAACACACACAGCUCUAGAUAACCGUCGUAGCUCCCUAACAGCGCAGACUUUGUACCCCCUGAUAAUCCUUUAGGUUCUGUGAAACUUUAGACUUUUUCUUUCCUGUCAUGUAAAAUCCUGUCUUUGUUUUUACCGAGGACUGACUAUGAGGACCCGACUUACCAAACUGAUCUCAAACUAACUCAGAAAGUGUACAUGAAAGUGGCAAAAGAUGGAAAAUACAUUAAAAAAGUUUAAGUCUACA